Messenger RNA from Hansenula anomala, 1848 nucleotides. RefSeq names its product carnitine O-acetyltransferase CAT2 (gene CAT2). Gene Ontology annotation, molecular function: carnitine O-acetyltransferase activity. Gene Ontology annotation, cellular component: peroxisome; mitochondrion. The transcript has a single exon. The record is from RefSeq and is a predicted model, not a curated record. Lineage: Eukaryota; Fungi; Ascomycota; Saccharomycetes; Phaffomycetales; Wickerhamomycetaceae. Bases 1 to 1848 code for a protein of 615 amino acids. Gene Ontology annotation, biological process: carnitine metabolic process.
AUGCCCAUUAAACAAUUCUCAACUUCGAAUCCAAACUUCAAAGGUGUUACUUUCAAGCAUCAAGACGAAUUACCUCCAUUACCAGUUCCUUCAAUUGAAUCCACCAAGAAACGUUAUUUAAAAUCAAUCAAACCAUUUAUCAAGUCUCCUGAACAAUAUGCAAAGCAAGAAGCGCUAAUUGAAGAUUUCUUCAAUACCCAAGGGGCGGUUUUACAAGAAAGAUUGGAAUCUUUGGGCGCUACUGAACGUAAUUGGUUAUCCAAAUUUUGGGAUGAUUAUGCUUAUUUACAAUAUAAUGAUGGUGUUUUCCCAUAUGUUUCUUACUUCUAUGGUCAUAGAGAUUUACCAGUCCAUUUAGAUGCAAUUGGUAAAAAUCAAAUCCACAAGGCUUUGGCGGUUAUUGAUAAAGUGUUGAAUUUCGUGGAAUUGAUUAAAAAUGAAUCUUUGCCUCCAGAAGUUAUUAGAGGUACACCUUAUUGUAUGCAUUCUUUCAAGGUUAUGUUUAACAAUGCAAGAUAUCCAAAGGAAUUGGGUCAAGAUGAUACUGUUUUAUAUUCAAUUUUGGAAAAUGGAUUCAUUAUUGUGGCUAUUAAUGGUGAUUUCUAUAAAUUAUACACUCAUGAUUCAAAUGGGACUGGUGAUCGUUUACCAUUAAAGGAAAUCCAUAAACAAUUAUUGGCAAUCAUUGAAUUAUCAAACCGUUCAAUUACUCCAAAAUCACCAAUUGGUAUCUUGACUACAUUACCAAGAGAUGAAUGGUUUAAGGCUUAUCAAGAUUUAACUAAAACUCCAAUCAAUAUCGCUUCUUUGGAAGAUAUCCACAAAUCAACCUUUUUAAUCACUCUAGAUGAAGAUCAACCUGUUACUUAUGAAGAUCGUGCUCAUUACUGCUGGCAUGGAAAUGGGUUUAAUCGUUAUUUCGAUAAGCCUAUUCAAUUUUUCAUUGCUAAGAAUGGUUAUUCAGGUUUCAUUGCAGAACAUUCAAGAAUGGAUGGUACUCCAACUUUGUUAUUGAAUGAAUUUGUUAAUAGAGAAUUAUGGGAAUUAAAACCACAAGACUUUUUAAAAUCCAUUGAAAUUGAUUCAACUCCUUUAUCAAUUCAACCAGAACCAUUAAGAUUUGAACCUUCUCCAUUCGUUUCCGAACAGAUUGAAAAAGCUUUUAUUAAUUUUGAUCAAGAAAUUGAUAAUCAUGACGUUAGAGUUUUCCAUUAUAACAAAUAUGCUAAAAAUGAAAUCAAAUCUUUUAAAAAAUCCCCAGAUGCUUUUAUUCAAAUGAUUAUUCAAUUAGCUUAUUAUAAAAUGACUGGUACUGUUGUUCCAACUUAUGAAGCUGCCUCAACAAGAAAAUUUUAUAGAGGUCGUACAGAAGCUGGACGUUCAGUUAGUGAAGAAUCUUUACAAUUUGUUAAAAACUGGGAAGAUCCAACAAUUUCAGAUUCUCAACGUGCUUUAGAUUUUGAAAAUGCUGUUAAAUCUCAUUUGGAAUACAUCAAAGCUGCUUCAAAUGGUGAAGGUGUCGAUCGUCAUAUUCUUGGUUUGAAAUUACAUUUACAACCGGAUGAACAACCUCAUCCAUUCUUACAAGAUCCAUUAUUAAGCUAUUCUUCAACUUGGUUAAUUUCAACAUCUCAAUUGAGUUCAAAUUAUCAUGAUGCUUAUGGUUGGAGUGAAGUUAACCCAAUUGGUUGGGGUUUAGCUUAUCAAAUCAAUAAUGAUUUCUUACAUGUUAAUGUUUGUACAAGAAGAAGUUCAGGAAAUAAAUCUGAAGUUUUAGAAUAUUAUUUGAGAGAAGCUGCUGAUGAAAUCUUUGAAGUGUUGACAAAAGCUCAAAAACCAAAAUUAUGA